Anopheles coluzzii is the source of this 1717-nucleotide messenger RNA. Its product is annotated as translation initiation factor IF-2-like. Gene Ontology annotation, cellular component: chitin-based extracellular matrix. NCBI's taxonomy places the organism in Eukaryota, Metazoa, Arthropoda, Insecta, Diptera, Culicidae. The transcript has 5 exons. The record is from RefSeq and is a predicted model, not a curated record. Gene Ontology annotation, molecular function: structural constituent of chitin-based larval cuticle. The coding region runs from base 368 to 1441 and encodes 357 amino acids.
GCAGGGCCUAAUUGCGCUCAGUAACUGAUUUUGUGUGCGACCCGAACGCACGGUCGAGUUUUGCGCCCCCUGGGUAGUGUUCGGUUGUUCGCGGUGUGCGGUGGCCAUUUUCGCCUAACAUUCCUCUCAACAAAAAAACAAAACCAGUGCUUUGUGUUGGUGUUUUGUGCGCGUGUGUGUGUGUGUGUGUCGGAAACUGUGUGACGUGUCUCGGUGUGUGUUUGUGUUUAGUGACGCCAUCACACGUAGCAGUGCGUUCUGUGAGCUGAACGAACUACCUCCUCCAGCCAUCAUCAUCUGUCAAACUGCCCGGCACGUGCCUGACGCCCCAAAACUCAUCAUCCAAACACUUUAGUAUCGUGCCACAAUGAUUGGAUUGAAGUUGCUCACCGUCGCCGCCUGCUUGGCGGGUGUGAUCCUCGCGCAGGACUAUCAGGAGUUCCGGCAGGCCCCACUCCGCAUCGGUACCAAGGCGGAGGAGCCGAAGCCAACGCCGGUACCGAUAUUGAAGCAGAUCAACAGACACAACGAGGACGGUUCGUACACGUACGGUUACGAGGGUGCGGACGGGUCGUUCAAGAUCGAGACGAAGCUGGCGACCGGCGAGGUGAAGGGCAAGUACGGGUACGUCGACGAAACCGGCAAGGUGAAGGUGGUCGAGUACGGCGCGAACAAGUACGGCUUCCAGCCGUCCGGCGAGGGCAUCACCGUGCCGCCGCCGACGCUCGUCGACGAAACGACCGGCAAGGACGAUCUGCUCGAGGACGACGAUGGCAAUGUGCCGGUAGCGCCGCGCCUGCAGAAGCACCGACCCGCCUCGAGGCCCCGCUUCCAGGAGGUGCCGAUCCAGCAGCACCAGCCGCAGCAGCACCAUCAGCCACAGCGUCACCAUCAGCAGCCCCAGCAGCAGCAGCACCACCACCAGCCGCAGCAGCCCCAGCCCCAGUACUACGACUACGAUGAGCAGCCGGCAGCCCCUCUGCCCCAGCCCAAGUACCAGCCUGCCCCGCAGUACGUGCAGCGCUCCCACUUUGGCAGUGCGGCCGCCGCGGCCCCCUCGGUCGGUCCGGCACCGCCCCGCCCCGCCCAGAUCCCGAACGCCGUCCCGGUGGACGUAGUGUACGCGCCCAAGCAGCUGCCCGCCCGCCCCGACGCCGAGUACCGCAACGUCGGGCCGCAAACCUUCCCGGGCGCUGCACCCGCCCCCGAGCCGAAGAUCCGCUACUCCCAGCCGGCGUUCCCGCAGGCUGCCCCCGCCAAAUCUGCCAACCCCGUGCCACUGCAGCCUGCCUUCCCGCAGCCCCGACCCCAGCCGGCCGUCUAUCAACCGCGUCCUGCCCAGGGACGCAGCACGAGCGUGCUCGACCAGCUGGCGAAGGACUACGCCCUGCCGCAGGGUGGCGCUGCCCCGCUGCACGACAUCACCUUCGGCUACUACUGAGUGUGAACGAUCUCCGGAGAGGGGGGGGGGGGCGUCUUGUCACUUCCCCCCCUCCCCCCCUUUCAAAACCAGCCAACACCACCAUCUUCAUCCGACCACAGGCCAACCAAACACAUCCGCCGCCCUUCACCUGCCCUAAAUCGCUUGGCACCGCUCGGCACUGUCCCGCCGCGAAUCCACGGCAAAAAAACCCCGAAUGCACCCGCGUACUGUGUGAAGAACUGAUGUCACCGUAGAUGUUAAGGUGAAAAAUAAAGAAAUUGGUCUUACAAAAUA